Nerophis lumbriciformis (worm pipefish) is the source of this 5116-nucleotide messenger RNA. The record is from RefSeq and is a predicted model, not a curated record. NCBI's taxonomy places the organism in Eukaryota, Metazoa, Chordata, Actinopteri, Syngnathiformes, Syngnathidae.
ACCAAGACGAGGAGCAGUAAAGAGGAUGAGACAGAAGGAGAUUAGGAGAACCAAAAAGUCCAAAAGAAGAAAAGGAGGAGCAGUGUAGAAAAAAAAAAGAGAGUUGGAUGGAAGAAAAAGAAUUUGAUUAGCUGGUUAACCUGGGGACCAAAGAGAAGAAGUUACGACGAGACUGGUGGAGCUGGUAACCAUGACAACCGUUCAAAUACCAUGGUAGUCAGCGGGGAACCAUGGUAGCCAGGGUCCUUGAGGAACGACUCCCUUCCCCCCGUAGACCCUAUGGACUGACAUCUACCUGACCCGUCCAUGGAGCGCCUAAAGCCCCUCCCACUCCUCCUCCUGCUGGUGGCCAUGGGUCAGUGUCAGUACGACACGUGCCGUACUUUUGGAGACUUGGAGGCGGAGUCAAGAUGGGAGUUCGCCGCCUGUCAGCCCCCGCCCACAAACAUGAAAGAGGCGAUGCAGAUCAGGGUGGAUCCACCCGGAGUCACUUGUGGAAACCCCCCUGAACGCUUCUGUACCCUGGAGAACCCCUACCUCUGCAGCGAUGAGUGCGACGCGUCCAGUCCCGACCUGUCUCACCCCCCUCAGCUGAUGGGGGACCGGGAAAGAGGAGGGCUCAUCACCUACUGGCAGACGGUCACAUGGUCCAAGUAUCCGGAGCCGCUAUUGGCCAACAUCACGCUAUCGUGGAACAAGAGUCUGGAGGUAGUUGAUGACCUGGUGGUGACCUUUGAAUAUGGCCGCCCCACCAGCAUGGUCCUGGAGAAGUCACUGGACAAAGGUGCCACAUGGCAGCCGUACCAGUUCUAUGCCGACGACUGCAUGGACACGUUCGGCAUGCCACCGAAACGGGUGUCGGAUUUGGCGCCCAGCAACGUGACCCGGGUCAUCUGUACCGAGCAGUACUCCCGAUGGGUCGGGGCCAAGGAGGAGAAGACGGUGGUGUUUGAGGUGCGAGCUCGCUUCCAAGUGUUUACGGGGCCAAAGCUGAUCAACAUGGACGCCCUGUACACCCGCAUGGAAACCACCAAAGGUCUGAGAGAUUUUUUCACCUUCACCAACAUCCGCCUGCGACUCCUCCGCCCGGCGCUCGGCGGGACCUACGUCCAGCGGGACAACCUGCUCAAGUACUUCUACGCCAUCUCCAACAUAGACAUACCCGCCAGGUGUCAAUGUAACCUGCACGCGUCGAGUUGUUCACUGCGUGACGCCACACUCAUGUGCGACUGUGAACACAACACCGGUGGACAGGACUGCGAGCGCUGCAAUUCCGAGUUCACUCCCAGCAGUUGGAGGCCAGGAACCUUCCUGCCUCUACCCAAGGGCAUGGCCAACGCUUGUGAAGCGGCACAGACAACAGCCAGUACAGAAACCCUGGCUCUAAGGACCACGAUCGGUACCUCCGGUACCACAAACAGCAACACCAGUCCAAAGAGCAGUACUGACUCUGAGGUCAUUUCUGACCAAGUGACUUCUCCUAACUCCAACUUGUCACCACAAAGCACAGACUUUGUCCCCUCAGAGACUGGUACAUCCAGCAUCGUACGUACAGUUCUACGUUCUAGUGGAGCUCCACCAGUCACGACAUUGGCAUGGGAAGUAACUAAGUCUGAUAACAUGGUCCUCUCUGGAGAUAUUGCAACUACUGAAUUAUCUUCUCCUGAUGGAGAUGCUCCACCUACUUUUGAUGUUCCAACUUUUAACGGACCUCCUCCUGAUGGAUAUCUUCCUGAUGACCUGCUCCCCAUUGAAGCUCCUGAUGUUUCUCUUGCUAAUGCUGUUGCUCCUUCUCCUGAUGGGUUCCUUCCUGAUGAACCCGCUGAUGUACCUUCCACCAAUGAAACACUUCUUAAGUUACCAACGCCUGAUUCAGCCUCUCUUGAUGUCACCCCUGAUACUCAGUCCACCAAGAUAAAUGGUCCACCUGAAAGACCUACCACCAUGCAACCUCCUAGUAAAGAUGAAACUCCACUUGAAGGAGAUACUCGUGAUGAAAUUGCUGUUGGCAGAUCUCCUGAAGAAAAUUCCCCUUCUGAUAUUUCUCCUUCUGCUAGACUCCCAUCUGAAGUAUCUCCUCUUGAAGUGCUCCCCCAAGCUCCUGAUGUACCUAUGAACAUAUCUACUUUUAAAUUUGGAGAAGUUGCACAGGUUGGUCCAGAUUGGUCUGAGCCGGCUGGUGACCUGGCUCCAGUCGACUUCACCUUCCCUUUUCCAGAGGAACUGGAUUUGACUGGCCCUGAUACACCUCCUGGAACAGAGGAUUCCGAUCCAAAUCCUGCUUCUGAGUCAGUUGACAGUAGCUCGGAUUCAGACUUAGCAGAAGGAGAAACAAGUCAAACAGAUAAGGGAAGACCUGGGUUGCCUGGACCAGACUCUUUGGAAAUAAAUCCUGAAGCUCCUGAGUUGGCUCCCAGCCCUGAUUCUCCUCCAACAGUCAAUGAACCAAGAUUAGAUUCUUCACCAGGUCAGAAGAAAGAAGAGCUGGACUCAAGCCCUGAUUCUCCUCCAACUGUGACUGAACAAAGAUUAGAUUCUUCACCAGGUCAGAAGAAAGAAGAGCUUGAUCCCAGCCCUGAUUCUCCUCCAACAGUCAAUGAACCAAGAUUAGAUUCUUCACCAGGUCAGAAGAAAGAAGAGCUUGAUCCCAGCCCUGAUUCUCCUCCAACAGUCAAUGAACCAAGAUUAGAUUCUUCACCGGGUCAGAAGAAAGAAGAGCUUGAUCCCAGCCCUGAUUCUCCUCCAACAGUCGAUGAACCAAGAUUAGAUUCUUCACCAGGUCAGAAGAAAGAAGAGCUGGGUUCAAGCCCUGAAUCUCCUCCAACAGUCAAUGAACCAAAAUUAGAUUCUUCACCAGGUCAGAAGAAAGAAGAGCUUGAUCCCAGCCCUGAUUCUCCUCCAACAGUCGAUGAACCAAGAUUAGAUUCUUCACCAGGUCAGAAGAAAGAAGAGCUGGGUUCAAGCCCUGAAUCUCCUCCAACAGUCAAUGAACCAAAAUUAGAUUCUUCACCAGGUCAGAAGAAAGAAGAGCUUGAUCCCAGCCCUGAUUCUCCUCCAACAGUCAAUGAACCAAAAUUAGAUUCUUCACCAGAUCAAAAGAAGGAAGAAGACAAAGACAAACGGAGGACAGAGGAGCAAACAGACAAAAAAGCUGCCGAGUCCAAACGCAAAGGAACUUCAAAGAAAAAAGAGAAAGAUGAAAAAGAAUAUGAGAAAAAAGCGACCCAAAAGAUUCUGAUUCCGGGAGGACCAAAGACCAGUCAACUGUCCAAAAUUGCCUAUGUCACCUUCCAGGACUGCGAGUGUAACGCACACUCCAACCGCUGCAGCUUCAUCGACUUCCUGAACGUGGUGACGUGCGUGAGCUGUAAACACAACACGCGAGGAAACAGGUGCCAGUACUGUCGACUGGGUUACUACAGAAACGCGUCGCUGGCUCUGGAGGACCAGAACGUGUGUGUGGAGUGCGAGUGCGACGCCAGUGGCAGCUCGUCUCCACACUGCUCUCAGUCGGGAUCGUGCCAGUGCAAAGAGGGCGCCGCCGGGAGGCGCUGCGACUCUUGUCUGCCCGGGUACACGCGGAGAGGGGCCGGAGUUGGAUGCACAGUCAACGUAUGCGACGAGACUCGGACCUGCCAGAACGCCGGGACUUGCGUGGACUUUGUGCGCUGCGAGUGCACCAAAGACUUUGAAGGUGCGUACUGUGAGCAGAACGUCUGCUUGAAGAAGAACACUUGCCUCGGCGACGACGGGAGCUCCGCCUCGCCCGCGACCUCACGGCUCAUGGUGCUGAGCCUCGGCCUGCUGGUCUUCGCCUUUUCAUGACCCGCCCACCGUUGAGGAUGUAGUAACCCGGCGAUGCUGCGUAACCACGGUUACAGGAACGUAAGUUGACUGCAGAGGUGAUAAGAAAAACAAACAAACAAUAAAAUAUGAACGGGUCUCUUAGUCAUUGUGUUGGGAACAAGGGUUGUCGAAUGUGUGUAUUUAUGCAUGAUGUGUCUACCGCCAUAUUUAUUGAUCGGCCCAGCCCUAUGGGUGUACAGGUAAGUGGCAAUAAUGAUAGUAUUACUGUUUUAAAUUAAAAUGAUCGAAAAACUGUGAUUGAUAACUGCCCUUUAAUAAACUCACAGACUGACUGGCGCCAGCUGACUAGCUUAAAUACUAACAUGAAAACAAGAGACAUUGAUGACGUUCCCCAAUCUAAACUUGUACAGACACAUUGCUGUCUGAGCAAGUAAGAUAUUAAAUUGUGCACAUUGUGUUACGUACGGCGGGGGAAGGAGACGGCGCAACGGCAGGAAUCAGUUCAAUAGGUUUAUUGAAGCGUUGGGGUGUGUAUGCUACUCUAUGUGGAUGGCGCAAGACGAUGUGAGGAAUUAACAAUGUGAAUGUUACCAGAGGUUGUUGUGUGUGCGUGUUGGAUGAGUCCUUCGACAGACCAGAGGGGCAAGGCAAGAAGACAGUCCAUGGGCAAGCAAGAGGUCAGGGGCUGGAGAGAGGCGACGAUGUCCGUGUUCAAGCAGGGGUCGAGAAAGCAGUCCAAAGUCCGGUCAAUCACAGGAAAGAGAGGGAACACUACGGGGAACACAGAGGACAUAGGACGAGGGCAGAGGAAAAGCACAGAGAGAGCAAGACGGGAUGCUUACUACAGGGAGUGAACUACGUUCCGGCACUGCAUCUUUGGGUUCGUUGGUCUUUAUGCUGUCUGCCCUCAUCAGACCCAGGUGCACGGAUUGAUGAUGGCCUGCAGCCGUGCAGGUGCGUGGCCGCGAUGCGGGCAUAGCGAGCAGGGGUGUGUCCCGGCGCGCUUCUGGGAUUGCGCAUGCGCCGUGCAGUGUUGGGUUAGUUACUGAAAAGCAGUAACUACUUACAGUUACUAGUUACUUCAUUUCAAAAGUAACUCAGUUACUAACUCAGUUACUUACACCAAAAAGUAAUGCGUUACUGUGAAAAGUAACUAUUUAGUUACUUCUUUUUUCUUUCUUUUUUUAAAGCUCCAAUUAAUGCCCUUUUAGCCUUCAUUUCAGUACUGUUAUUGCACUGGAGAAUAAUACAAUCUGUUCAUCAACUUGACAUGCAUUUGCAUCACUCAACUCUGCUAAGCAAUGUGCUC